AUGACUAACUACCAUUUUAUCCAAAUAACCUUCGCCCCCUACCCCAGGAAGAACCGGCACGACCCCAGCCUGGACAUAAAGGGAGAGCUUCUCGACACGUCAGCGGCGAAACACAAGAUUAAGGUUCGACCGAAGAAGAAACAUCCUCGUAGUAAGGUCCUUGGCAGGAGUGACGAGAGAGGAAGAUGGCUAGUACGUGUGAUAGAAGACGUGCAAGGCGGCGAGCUUCGAACGCGUCAAGGUUUUGUACCAUCAGACGUCUUGGAGGAGAAGCAGACUGCAGAGAAGGACCUUAACGCUUUAGCUGCAAGAAGACAAGCUGUAGUACGAGAGUUAAUCGAAACGGAAGAGGAAUUCGGAAGAGACAUGCAACAAGUCGUAUCCCGGUACAUGAAACCAAUCGACAAAGCCACAGCCCCCAAGCCCGUGUUUGACAAUCGUGAGCUGCUGUUCUCCAACUUCAGGCAAAUCUGCGAGUUUCAUAAUACGGUACUACUGGAAGGUAUAAAGUAUUACGCUGGAGAGCCGAAGAUGCUCGGUCGUGCAUUACUGCGGAUGGAGAGAGAGUUUGACAAGCAUGUUGCUUACUGCCGUGAUGAGGCCCGAGCGCAGCAUCUACUCGCUAGUGAUCCUGUGGUGAAGCAGUAUUUCCAAUUGAAAGCAUUAGGAUUGCUGGGGCGCCGACAAGCUCGGUUGUUAGGCAAUCAGCCAAAAACUAGAAUAGUUUGGAUGCCGCCGCAUCUCGGGGCGUGA
Arctia plantaginis is the source of this 753-nucleotide messenger RNA. The record is from the annotation of a GenBank genome assembly. Lineage: Eukaryota; Metazoa; Arthropoda; Insecta; Lepidoptera; Erebidae.